AUGGAUAUUCCUGUAGCAAACAAGAAUUCACUGUCAUAUUUUUUAUUAUCAUCCAGUAUUAUUUUAUUUCUUUGGACUCUAUCUAGCUUGGCAACUUAUACGAUACCAUAUCAGGUAGCUGUGUUACUUGAAUGUCGAUGGUUACUUGCAUCCUUAUUAGUUACGUGUUUUUUCACGUAUCUUUUUGUUAAUAUCCGCUCUUCAGUGAUGUUUACAGUAACAUAUGUAUCAGCACAGUACUGUCUUGCAUAUAGCACAGUAUCAACGAUAAUAUGUUCAAUUAAUAUUCAUCACGUUUUGAUUAAUUGGUCUGAAGAUGAACAACUCAAAUUGGCAUCAAAUUCAGACCAAGCAAUGCAGAAAUCCGAACGAAAAAUGCAAAUGCUUAUAUGCUCGCUCGUUCACAUAAUUCUCGGAGGGAUUAAUCUUUUUUCAUGUUAUAAAUUUAUGAAAAAUAUACCAUUCGCGUCAUCAUUUAUUGUUCAACAAAUUUGUUGUACAUUUUCAUCAUUAUUAAUUGCAAGGAUGCAAUGGCAGUUUCGUGAUUAUAUAAAUACUUAUAUUUCACGUUUCAUUGUUAUUAUGAACGUUUGUCAACUUGUACAAGAGUUGACAUAUGCUUAUAGCACGUUUAUGAUGAUGAUGUUCGUGAAUAACGAAACAAACUCUCUGUUAUUAAGAUUUAGCUCCGGUUUAAAAAAUCAAGUAAGUUCGUCCUGUAAUAGAGUAUAUUUAAAAAUUUUUUAGUU
Molecule: messenger RNA, 749 nt
Organism: Thelazia callipaeda (thelaziosis nematode)
Lineage: Eukaryota; Metazoa; Nematoda; Chromadorea; Rhabditida; Thelaziidae
Source: the annotation of a GenBank genome assembly